GUUUGCGUCAAAAAUAUUGGCCAGUGAGUGAUUCAGUGUAUAGAGAUCAGUGGUCGUGACUCGUGACCGCUUGGUUACUUGACACUUUUAGAAGGCGUGUAGACUUUCUUUCGUGUGUGUACGCUUCGUCGAGCUAUGAUGUCGCGGGUUAAAAAGCCGGUUUCUUUAUUGGGAUCCAUGGCGUUUGGUGGCCGAGUUAACGCCGAGCAGAGUCUGGAGAUGGUGACGGUGUUCCUGCAGCGCGGCUACGACCACAUCGACACUGCUUUCAUGUACGCUGACGGCAAGUCCGAGCAGGUCAUCGGGGCCAUGAAUCUGCCCCAUACAGUAAGCAUAGCGACCAAAGCGAAUCCUUGGGAUGGGAAGACACUGAGACCAGAGAGCGUGCGCUCACAACUGGAAACGUCCCUUCAGAGGCUGCACACUGAUUCUGUUGAUCUUUUCUACCUUCAUGCUCCUGACCAUCUCACACCCAUCCAGGACACACUGAGGGCCUGCAAUGAUCUACACAAGGAGGGAAAGUUCAAAGAGUUGGGCUUAUCAAACUAUGCAUCAUGGGAAGUGGCUGAAAUUGUGUGUAUCUGCAGACACAACAACUGGAUCAGUCCCACUGUGUAUCAGGGAAUGUACAAUGCCACUACAAGACAGGUGGAGACGGAGUUGCUGCCAUGUCUGAGAUACUACGGGAUCAAAUUCUAUGCUUACAAUCCUCUAGCAGGUGGUCUUCUGACAGGGAAAUACCAUUAUGAAGACAAAGAUGACUCCCAGCCUGCAGGAAGAUUCUUUGGUAACAGCUGGGCUGCAGCAUAUCGAGACAGAUACUGGAAGAAGAGUCAUUUCCAGGCAAUAGACAUUGUUCAGAAGUCGUUGGAGACAGCAUAUGGUGCAGAGAAACCCACCAUGGCAUCUGCUGCUAUACGCUGGAUGUACCACCACUCCCAGCUUAAGGGUGAUGUUGGAGAUGGAGUUGUCAUUGGCAUGUCGAGCAUGGAGCAACUUCAUGAAAACCUGUCCGCUGCAGAGGAGAGCCCUCUGGACAACAGCGUGGUCGAAGCCUUCAAGGACGCCUGGAAUCUCGUCGCCCACGAGUGUCCAAACUAUUUCCGCUGAAGGCCAAACAUUUAUCAUGAGACCACAGGCAGUAAUAGAGCUGUUGUGUAUGAAACCAGUUUCACACGUGCCUGAACACAGCAGGACUAACAAGGACAGGAAAAUGCUUUAGUCCUGCUCAGAAAGCUGUGGAUUUUUCAUAGGAUCAGCCAUGUGUUCUUUUGUUAUCCCUCAUUAGUUCCUCUCUUAAAUCUGUUCCACUAACAGCAGUUGGAAUUUUGAACUGGAGCCGUUCAGGCUUAUUUGAGCCUUGAUGCUAUCUGGAGAAUCAGCCUGAAUCAUUGCCAGAUGUCUUUAAAGGACAUUCAUGGUUUCUACUGAAGCUAUUUUGAAACCCUCUUAAUGGCUGAUGAACAAAUCCGCCCGCUCCUUUUUUGUCUCUUUAUUUCCUGUGGUGGAUGAAAUGGUUCCAGAACUGUAUGUUUCAACAGUCUGCCACGAGGGGGUGCUGUUGUCCUCUUCAAGCUUAGAGCCAGGAGUCCAAUAGUAGCCCUAUUAGCUUUUAUUCCAGUGUGUGUGCUCGUACGCACUAGUGCCUUAAAAUGACAGCAGUGUCCAAACAUUAACUAAAAAGAGAGACAAAAAUUAUGAAGCCAGUUGAUUUGUCUAAUUUUAGCACUAAAUUAUCAAGCUCCUACCUCAAUCCUGGGGAGCUGAGAACCUUGCCUGGUACCAUCCAGACAUCUGUAUGUAUUAAUGUGAGGCAUCACUGAAGUGCUUUGAACAUGAAAACCAAUAUGAAUGCAGUCCAUUUACAAUCUGAAUUUAUAUAAUCAGUGGAACUGCAUCUUGACCAUAUCCUCAACAGUACAGAAAUAUGCACAGAUUAUUUUUCCAUCAAAAUGUAAUUGUUAUGCUUUCUCCUUAGUUCAUGCUUUUUUUUUUUUUUUGCAAAUAAAAUCCAUCAAUUUCUUUGCCUGUGUACAUAUAGACUUGUAUGUGCUUGUACCUUAUUCAAAAAUUUGAUUAUAUUUUACCUACCCACAAUAAAU
Molecule: messenger RNA, 2102 nt
Organism: Thalassophryne amazonica
Lineage: Eukaryota; Metazoa; Chordata; Actinopteri; Batrachoidiformes; Batrachoididae
Gene: akr7a3
Product: aldo-keto reductase family 7, member A3 (aflatoxin aldehyde reductase)
Exons: 7
Coding region: 136-1110 (324 amino acids)
Molecular function (GO): oxidoreductase activity
Source: RefSeq, a predicted model, not a curated record